Haliotis rufescens (red abalone) is the source of this 2039-nucleotide messenger RNA. Its product is annotated as meiosis-specific with OB domain-containing protein-like. NCBI's taxonomy places the organism in Eukaryota, Metazoa, Mollusca, Gastropoda, Lepetellida, Haliotidae. The transcript has 14 exons. The coding region runs from base 95 to 1618 and encodes 507 amino acids. Gene Ontology annotation, molecular function: single-stranded DNA binding; single-stranded DNA 3'-5' DNA exonuclease activity. Gene Ontology annotation, biological process: resolution of meiotic recombination intermediates. The record is from RefSeq and is a predicted model, not a curated record.
GGUAUUUCUAUUUCCGGUAACUGCACGUGCGCGUCAAAUGUAAACAACUUCUGUAGCAGACGCUCUUUUGACCAGUCACAUCUAUAUAUGCGGAAUGGCAUGGUCAGGAAGAUUUGAUGACUUCAGCACCUAUUCAACUACCGAUGACAAUAGAAAACAGAGGAACAGGUCAUCAGGUGGCAGCAACAGUUUUGGAACAACGGCUUCAGGAGUUCCAGUGAAAAUCAAUGAGAUAACUCCAGAUAUUCCCUAUGUGAACCUUAUUGGAUCAAUACUUACAAAAGAUGGACCAAAAUCUAUCAUAAGCAAAAAGGGCUCUGGUUCCGAAAGAUUUCUGGUUUCAUUUGCACUCAGGGAUAGUCCUGAUGCACUGAUCAAUUGUACAUGCUGGGGCAAUGAAGGAUUCAUCACUAACCUGGCUCAGUCUUUUAACAUUGGAGAUAUUGUUGAAGUGAGAAAUGCCCAGGUUCAAAGCAAGUCAGUGAACCCAAAUGAUGACCGAUACAAGCCAUGGACACCAAGUGGAUUUCAACUGAAUCUUUCAGAGAACCACAGUAGCGUUGAGCUGUAUUCUGGCUGGGAUCUAUCCACAUACAACAGACUCAAACAUGUUCCUACCAGACCAAACAACGACUACUACACUCUGGAGGAUGUCAGUGUUAAUGGCACAGCAUUACAAGGGGAACAUGUUAAUCUGCUUGUUGCUGUCAAACAGGUUUGGCCAGCAAGAGAUAUUACCACAAAAACAGGCAAACAAACCAGGAAAUGUGAUGUUGUUCUCUGUGAUGAAACCUGCUCAAAUUUCAUUCUCACAUUAUGGGACAACUAUGUGGAGUUUGCCUUGAACUGGGUCCCUCGUCAAACAAUAAUAUUUGCUGCAGAUGUUAAAAUCCUCCACAAUAGCUACAAAGACUGCAUGUCUGCAACUGCUGAUAGUAAAACUGUCUUCACUGUUGACCCAGACACUCCGGAAGGCCAUAUCUUGUACCAGUUUGUGAAAUCCCAGGCAGACAUGGGUUCCAGCUUCUUGGCAGACACAGACAGGAGUGAACAGGACCCAGAGUUGUCAAGCAUCAGGGAUGUUUACAGUGUGGAGAAGGUGAAGCAGUGGAAGGCAGCAGUGUCGGACCAGGAGCAGAGUGUACACUAUUGUGUCAUGUAUGUCUAUGUCACCACAUUCAACAUAGAUGCCGACAGCAACACUGUAUUCAAGAAUGUAUGCUCCAACUGUAAGAGAGAACUCAAGGCUGAUACUGGAUUCAUUUGCACCAAUGACCAAUGUCCAGGAAGUGACCCAAUGGCCACUGACCUGUCUGGCCCCACUGUGGAGUUCAACAUCUGGCUGUCUGUGUCAGACCACACUGGCACCCUUGACUACUGUAAUCUGCAAGGGGCACCUGCAGAAGAGGUCCUGGGCUGUAAGGCUACUGAGUUUCAGUCUUUUGACAUUCCAAGGAAAACAAGCAGCAAGUGGUUGUAUCUGCUGGAGAGAUGCAAAGUGGUACUCAAGAUGAAGAAGAUUUCGACUGACUUUAGCACAAAAACUUCAUUUCGAAUCCUGUCAUUAUCAAAGCCCCAAGCAACAGAGAUAAUGAACGCAACAAAUUUCAAGUACUGAAAACAACAGUUCUGUAAAUACAGAUAAAUCAAUGAAAGACAGUUUCCUAUGUUGUUAUAGUGGUAGUUUUGCUGUUUAAAUCUAGUGUAUAAAUAUUAAAAUAACGUGUUCAGCUUCUUACUCUGAAAAGCAUUGCAAGGGAAUAAAAGCCUGGAGGUCAUAUAACCAGUUAUUCAUAUUUUUAUGAGUACUGAUAAUUCUUUCCUGUGCUAUUUAAUAAGCAGGACUGUUGAUAUUAAAACUAUUUUUGUACAUUUAGGUCUUGAACUCAUCAUGAAUCAAAGACCAAUACCAGUAGUUAACUGUGAUACAUGCAAUGUUGUCUGUGAUAUGUGGCUUUCUGUGGUUUUCAUCUAAGUCUGUAGUUUCCUCCUACAGCAUUAUUUGUUUUGUUAAAUGAAUAAUAAAAAUUGUGUCUUCA